Molecule: messenger RNA, 2445 nt
Organism: Lodderomyces elongisporus
Lineage: Eukaryota; Fungi; Ascomycota; Pichiomycetes; Serinales; Debaryomycetaceae
Gene: SWI6
Product: transcriptional regulator
Exons: 1
Coding region: 1-2445 (814 amino acids)
Cellular component (GO): SBF transcription complex; MBF transcription complex
Molecular function (GO): transcription coactivator activity; protein binding; DNA binding
Source: RefSeq, a predicted model, not a curated record
AUGGACUCGCCUUUGAACAUUGGAGAUUUAACAACCAACUCCAUUCAACAACGGUUGAAUGAUACUCAUAUCAAUGCAAUGUACUCGACAGAAGUGAACUCUGCUGUCCAUGCGGGCACAAAGAUGAUUCAAUUGACCAUCCGGCUUGGUGAAUCUUUGGAAAAUCUUGAGAACACUGAUACCAAUAUUACCACUAUCACUGGUAAUGUAACAGAGAUUUUCGUACUAAGAAGGGUACAAGAUUCGUAUGUCAACGUUAGUCAGCUAAUCAACAUUCUUCAGGAACUCAAAAUACUUUCGAAACAGCAGGCAAACAAUUUCCUCAAGAAUAGUGUUUUGUCGAGCCUAGAAGCCAGUAUUUCGCUGUCGCACAAUAAUAACAAUGCCAUUACACAUAAUCACAACAACAUUAGCAAUAAUAACCAUAAUCAUAACCAUAACCAUAGCAAUAACAAUAACACCACCAUUUUCAACAAUAGCAGCAACUACCACUACAACAACAACAGUAAUAGUAGUAGUAGUAGUAGUAGUAGCAAUAACCAACCCAGGAUUCUCAAUCUUGAAAACCACGAAAAUUCUGCUGUUAGAGGUGUAUGGGUCCCAUAUGAUAUGGCUGUCAGGAUUGUGUUGAAGUUUGAUCUUUACGACUUGACAAAGGAAUUAUUUCUUAUUGAUGUACAUGACUAUGAUUCCCUUCCAAAAUAUAAAAAAAGGGUUUUAGAUACUGAUGCUGAAGAUGGCGGGUUCAACACUUCCAUUGGGUCUCCGUUGAAGAAACAGAAAGUUGGAGAACUUCUGAUAAGCAAAGUUCUGUUGCAGAGUAAUGUUUCUGGAAUCCCAGCUACUAAUAUCCCCGAAGGAGCUCAAUUUCUUACCCAUACUUUACCACCUUGCAUGAUAAACGAUAGUCAAUUGCAUCUUGUGAAUGCAGUGAAAGGAGUGUAUGGUCGUGUGUUUAAGAAAGAUGAGGAGCUUGCUGGUGGAGUCUCCCCGGAGGAGAUUCAAAAGGAGUUUGCAUCGUUAUCUGGGGAUUACCGCCUUGAAAAUUUGAAAGAUAUACCAUUGGAUCAAAAGGGCCAAACUGCGCUCCAUUUUGCGGCAACUCUUGCCUCGCUGAGUCUUGUUUCGUCUUUGAUCACUUUAGAAUUAGUAUCGCCAACCAGGGGUAAUGAUUUGGGUGAGUCGCCUCUAGUUGCGUGUGUUAAAGUCACCAACGCAAUGGAAAAUGGGAAUUUCAGCGAUCUUUUGAAAAACUGGUUGCAUUCGAAUAUCUGGUUGCUCGAUAAUGGGAAUAGGACCAUUUUGCAUCAUUUGGCUUUGCAAAUUGGAGGAACCGAUAGUUAUGUUUUUUACUCUUCUGCACUUUGUGAGUAUAUUUACCAGCAGGGAGGGCCCAUAUUGAAGGCUUUUAAGAAAUUAAUCUUGAAUGCGCAAGAUGAGCAUGGGAUGACAGCAUUGCACAUUGCAGUUGAAAGGGAAGAUAAAUGGUUUGUGAAGUUGUUGAUGGAAAUGGGUGCAGAUGCUUCGAUUCCAAAUAAGUUGCAUAUCAAAUGUCUGGAUUUUGAGAUUUUGAAUGUUGCUGCUGAACUGAACUACCAAGAACACAUUUUUGAUUUGGUGCGCACCCAUCAAGAGAUAUUGGAUGAGCAGACCCUUAUAAAUGGUUCUGUUCUUCCUGAACCCGAGGAACCAGAGCAAAUAUCAGUUACUGCUACCGCUACCGCUACGAGCACUAGUGGUAGUGGUAAUGGUGGUAAUGCACUCGCAACUAAAAAUGAUAACGAUGAGAGUGGUAAUGGUGGUAAUGCACUCGCAACUAAAAAUGAUAACGAUGAGAGUGGGAAAGGGUCGUUUGCGUCCAAAUUGUUUCAGAACCUCCAGCAUUUACUUGCAAAUACUGAGCAUGAAUACUCGUCGAUACUUAAUUCCAAAAAGGAACACAUCAAAGCGUUGAAUCAGGAGUUACACGAUAUAACAAUAGUAACCGCAAACAAUAGGUUUCAAACAAAGAAGCUUGCCGAUAACCUUGCCACUUUGGACAACCUCAAGCUCCAAGCUGCAAAUGUCGCUGAUAAAAUAACCAUGUCGAGACAAGAAUCAGCUGGAGGUAACGAGAUACCGUUCAAUGAAAAUGAGCACUAUGAUGCUGAUGAGCCAUUCUUGAUUAAGCCUCUUUUCGAUAGGCUUGCUGAAAACCAGCUGGUAGAGGAACUUAGAAACGAUGAGUCUGUUUAUAAGACUUUGCAGCCAACGAAUAUCUUGAAAGCUCGCAUAAAUGCAUAUAAACGCAUGAACGAAACACUUGAGCAAGAGUUGCAGAGCCUUACGGAUUAUAGAGAGCUUACCUCCAAAUUCAAAAAUGUGGUGAGUAUUUGCACCCACGUUGGAAUCAAUGAUGUUGACGAACUUUUAGAUGGGUUGUUAGAAGCAGUAGAGGGGCAGUAG